This is a messenger RNA of Aphis gossypii (cotton aphid), 939 nucleotides long. RefSeq lists its product as uncharacterized. Lineage: Eukaryota; Metazoa; Arthropoda; Insecta; Hemiptera; Aphididae. The record is from RefSeq and is a predicted model, not a curated record. The transcript has 3 exons. The coding region runs from base 179 to 799 and encodes 206 amino acids.
ACGGAGAAAUUCUAACAUCAUAUGCGGGUCGAAAAUAAUAUUACAACAAGGUGAAACUUUAACUUUUUCUUCUCCGGAGCUCUGGGUACACAUACACGUCACAUACACCAUAGUCCUUAGUAAAUCGAUUUCUACGUAUCCGAUCACACGUGGUUGUCGACACCGUUCACUCGUCAGCAUGAUCACAUACCGCCUGAUUGUUUUUUGUUCGUUCUUCGUAAUUAUUAUCCCAAGCCACGUGUUUGCUGAUAAAGUGAACAAUAUUAAUUUGUCUACAGAUUUUUCACCGGAAUCAAGGGAUGUUACGUAUCCGUGCAAAUGUCAAGAAAGCAAAUGCAGUUGUUGUAGCGGAAACAUACUUCAAAACUUUAACCUUAACAUACGCCAACGGUUAUGCACUAACAUAACAUAUAACGCCGAUGACUUUGAAUUCAACGUGCGUAUAUUAUUCAAUGAUUACACGGUGUACAAUAGAGAUGUAUCGGGUAGAAAUCCGCGUCCCAUAUGCGUGCCGAUCUUCCCACCCGCCUGGACCCGGAGCCGGGUGUGCUUAAAGUUCAGCAACGUUUACUUCGUGGGCCGUAACGUCCACUUGUGUUUAAGCCUGGAAGCACAAACCGAGAAAAAACCCGUGUUUGACGUAGACUUUAACUGCGUACGGAUGGGCACUCAGGGAGUGGCGUUGCUAAAACCAGAGGAUGGUGGUGGUCUAGUGCCACCAAUACCUCAAGAUCCAGCUGAUGUUCACGUCGAGGGAACGACAGCGGUGGCGGCCGUGACGGCAGACCAAACUAGUUGAUAGUCGUGAACAAAAAAUAACACCAAACCACCUCAUUCAUAAAUUUUACAAAAAUUUGAUUUGGAUAGUCGAAUACAAUAAUAAACAGGAUGAUUAACCAAGCAUGCUAUCCCCCAUUUUUUCAAUUAAUAAAGAAUUGA